Molecule: messenger RNA, 953 nt
Organism: Camelina sativa (false flax)
Lineage: Eukaryota; Viridiplantae; Streptophyta; Magnoliopsida; Brassicales; Brassicaceae
Product: peptidyl-prolyl cis-trans isomerase FKBP17-2, chloroplastic-like
Cellular component (GO): chloroplast
Molecular function (GO): peptidyl-prolyl cis-trans isomerase activity
Source: RefSeq, a predicted model, not a curated record
CUGUUCUGUCUUGAAAUAACAUCAAUAAGAUAUCAUAAAUUAGAGAGAGAGAGAGAGAGAGAGAGAGAGAGCUGAAAAUGGCGAAUCUAUUCACUGCUACGGCUCCUUUUCUCAGAGUUUCACAGCCUUUCACCAAAACGACACCGUCCCAUCAUCAGUGCUACGCCUCUUCUUCCACUCCGCCCGAGCCUGAGUCUUCUUCUUCUUCUUCUUCUCCUCCUCCUCCUCCUUCUCCGUCUCAACCGCUGACAUCGCAGCAGAAGAGGAAGAAGACCGUUGAGACGACGGAUUGGGUUGCUUCUUCCCUGACGCGACGGUUCGGAAUCGGGGCGGGUCUUGCCUGGGCGGGGUUUCUCGCUUUCGGUGUCAUCUCCGAACAGAUCAAGACUCGGAUUGAGGUUUCUCAGGAAGUAGCUAACACCAGAGAUGUAGUAGAAGAGAAAGAGAUUGUGUUACCCAACGGCAUUAGGUACUAUGAUCUACGGGUUGGAGGAGGAGCGACACCAAGGGCAGGAGACUUGGUAGUGAUUGAUCUAAAAGGGCAAGUGCAAGGAACUGGACAAGUAUUCGUGGACACAUUUGGAAGCAAAGGCAAGAAGAAGCCACUGGCACUUGUGGUGGGUUCAAAGCCAUACAGCAAAGGAUUAUGUGAAGGCAUAGAUUAUAUUCUAAGGUCUAUGAAGGCUGGAGGAAAACGCAGAGUGAUCGUUCCACCAUCGUUAGGAUUUGGAGAGGAAGGUGCUGAACUUGAAUCGGGUUUGCAGAUUCCUCCCAAUGCUUCGUUGGAGUAUGUAAUUGAGAUUGAUAGAGUCUCCAUUGCGCCUGCUUGAUUAUUAUUAUUUAUGUACAGCUUUUUUGGUUUAAUUGCCAAUUAUGAGAUUAAAUAAACCGAACAAAACCGGGUCAAAAUAUUGACUUUUAAUGUAACUCUAUAAUAUUUGUUUUUUUUUUUU